CGGAAACAAGGUCCCGACAAAUCGCCAUGUAAACGCUCCCAACCCAGCUCUCCCCAAACCUCUCCCGAUAUUCCUUGCCUCUCUCCGUUCGACCUAACUCUCUUCUCCAACUCGUGUUCCUCCACGGCCAUGCCCGCAGCAACCCAGACGCGGAUAAGAAGAGCUCAUCCUAAGACAAAAUAUGGGUGCAGCACCUGCAAGAAAAGACGCAUAAAGUGCGAUGAGAGACGCCCUUCUUGCGAGAACUGCACGAAGCGUGGACUCGACUGCGGUUACUAUAUACUUCAACCCUCUGUUUGCGUCUCAGCUUGUCCUUUCUCAACUCAAGAGGACAAGUCUCCGUUCAAAGUCCAUGUGUUCGCACAAAACUCCGAAAGCCCUUCACUUUCUCCGCCGCCUUCCAUCUCCCCUAAUAUUGUCACGGACAUAUUUCCGGAUUGUCCAGAUGCCUUCAGGCCACGCUGCCAAGAACUACUCCAUCACUUCACCACCACCACUAGUACUACCCUUGCGACUGAUUACCCAGCCCAGGAAUGCUGGAGAUCAGCAGUGCUUCAACUUGCACGGGCUCAUCCAUUUCUAUUGCACGGUAUCCUUGCUUCCUCGGCGCUGCAUCUUUCGCGUUCUCUAGAGCUCUACAAUGAGAAAGAGACAUAUCUAAAAAUAGCCGCUAGACAAAUGAACAUAGGUCUUUCACAGUAUCGGCCAGUUCUGGAGAAUGUCACGGAAGACAACGCUGAAGCGCUAUUCUCAUUCUGCGCGCUAACCUCAUUCUUCACAUGGGUUACUGCUGCAGACGAUUGCAAAGAACUUCUGUCAUCGCUGAGAACAGGCGGGCUCGAUUGGUUUCAACAAGAUGGAGUGGUCGGUAAAUUGAGAGCCACGGUGAUAAAAUUGCUACGAGCUGUGCGGGGAGCUCUCGUUAUCUUGACACCUUGCUGGGCUCGGGUCUCCAGCGGGAUCCUGUCCCCCAUCAUCAACCGUGAUUGGUGGCCAAACCCUCCCCGCCUGGUAACCCCCCAGGCAAUUGAAGAAGACGGCAAACUUCACGCAAUCGAAAAGAUGUGGGUGAAGCCCGGACGGAAGUACGAGUACAGCUUCGACGCCUUGGCUUCCUCACUGAGGCAAUUGCGAGAAGUCUUUGCCCUAGUCUCACACUUAACUGUAAAUACUAGCAUUGUGGGUGACAAAAUGCCCACCGGCACUCUUAUCGAUAGAGCCGCCAUUUUUGUUUGGCCGACUAGAAUUUCCACCGAGUUCAUAUCUCUUCUAGAGCAGCGUCAACCAGAAUCUUGGGUCAUUCUGGCUCACUUUGCCAUUCUUCCGGGCCGGAUCCAAGGAGUUUGGUGGGUUAAUUGCAUGGCUUCUCACAUCAUCGCUGUGGCGGCGCUUGUACUUGGAAGAGAGAAGUUGGAUUUGAUUGAGUGGCCGAUGCGUGAGGUCGGGGCGAACAUGAGCAGCAUCUUUUCUGCUUGACCUUUUUAUAUUGCAGCAAGCAGCACAAUGGCUUUGGAGUAGAUGCCAGUUGUUGUCCCGGAACCUUUAAGACGCAUUCGACACAUGCGGUUAACCCCGCCGCUUAAAUUUAGGAUUGUCUAAGGAGACUUUAUUGAUUUAGCUCGGAGUCGUUGCUUGUGCUGCCCCAGUGUCUGUACUCCUGGCCCGGUACAAUAUUUAAU
Lindgomyces ingoldianus is the source of this 1679-nucleotide messenger RNA. RefSeq lists its product as uncharacterized. Gene Ontology annotation, molecular function: zinc ion binding; DNA-binding transcription activator activity, RNA polymerase II-specific. NCBI's taxonomy places the organism in Eukaryota, Fungi, Ascomycota, Dothideomycetes, Pleosporales, Lindgomycetaceae. The record is from RefSeq and is a predicted model, not a curated record. Bases 130 to 1476 code for a protein of 448 amino acids. The transcript has 2 exons. Gene Ontology annotation, biological process: regulation of transcription by RNA polymerase II.